AUGAGGGAUCUGGCCGGGGUUCCGGGCUUACCCCCGUUAGAAGAGCUUCUGGCAGACGACGACGAGGCGAAAGCGCGCGCAGCGCGGCGGGAGGCGGAAAAGGAGAAGCAGGCGGAGAUUGCGCGGCGGAGAGUGGCGUGCGUGGACGCACUGGGGCGCGCGUACGGCACGGGGAGGCGGAAGACGAGCGUUGCGCGCGUGUGGCUCCGGAAGGGGAGCGGUGGAGUGGUGGUGAACGGGCAGCCGUUGGAUCUGUACUUUCCCGAUCUGGCGCCGCGCGCGGCGAUGCUGGAACCGUUCGUGGAAACUGGCACGGCUGGGGUGUUCGACGUAAAGGCUACCGUGAAAGGCGGAGGCGUGUCAGGCCAAGCGGGUGCCAUGCGGCACGGCAUCAGCCGAGCGUUGCAGCAGUUUGAUCCCACGUACCGCCCGGCUCUCAAGUCAGCUGGUCUGCUGACCCGUGAUUCGCGUAUGGUGGAGCGCAAGAAGCCAGGCAAGGCCAAGGCAAGAAAGAGCUUCCAAUGGGUCAAACGCCGCCCACCAACUCGCCAUUCCUCCGCCCCCCGCUGCGCCAACCCAACCACCAUGUCCACAUUUGGGUAUUUAUUCACACAUUGGCCUCUGUGCUUGUCAAUCCCGUCCGCAUUCACCCUCACUCUCACUCGCUCUCUCCAAUUCAACAAUUCGUCCCCCGUCAGCUCAACCGCGGCGCAAGCAAUGGCAACCACGAUCUUGGCCAAAGAGGCGACGCCCGCGGCAGUGGCGGCGAUUCAGGAGAACUUCAGCGGCGCCGUGGAGGAGGCGGAGUUUAUCGACACGGUCGCGGAGAAACUGCGCGAGCACGGCUUUAACAGGGACAACAGCAUCGCGCUGGUGAGCACGUGUCGCGACGAGGCGUCGCGGUUCUUCGACGCGCUAAUCGACAAGCACUUCGGGCUCGUCUUCUCGCUCGCCGGGCUCGCUGGCGUGCCGCCCGGCGGCGUGCUCGCCGUCAAGGCCGGCACGUCGCACAGCCCGCAGGACGAGAAUGGCCGCGAGAGAUACGUGUUUUUCGGCUUCACGCACAUCGGCGUGGACGAGCGCGGCACGGUCGGCAAGAUGCGCCGCGGCGGGCGCGCGAACGUGUCGGGCGCGUGCGGCGCGCUGGCGGCGCUGACGGCGCAGUUCAGCAGCGGGACCGCGCUGGGGGAGGCGGACGAGGAGGACAUGGAGGUGUUCCUGCUUUCCAAGAAGCUGCGCGCUAAGGAGCCCGAGCCCACCCUUGUGGCCGUCACCAAAGCCGCAGUGGAAGUGAUCAAUGAAACCAUAGAGAAGCUGAUUGCUACAGCCGUGGACACAUCCAAGGCGGACUACGCGGUCAUCACAGGAGUGCAGAUCCACUCCAGCUGCCACGUGCAAUCGGAGGAGGCGCAGCAGGCAGCAGCAGCAGGGGGGGCGUUCCAGCUGAGUGAGACGGUGGAGUAUAUUGCGCCAUCGCUGGGGUAUGUGGUGGUGCAGGGGGAGAAGACACCGCUGCGGCUGAAUAAGGAGGGAUGGAUGAGCUUCUUUUGGGGGUGA
Messenger RNA from Closterium sp. NIES-65, 1557 nucleotides. The record is from the annotation of a GenBank genome assembly. Lineage: Eukaryota; Viridiplantae; Streptophyta; Zygnematophyceae; Desmidiales; Closteriaceae.